AUCCCCUUACAUUACAUUUAUUUAACCCUUUCAGCUGUAUACAACAAAUUAUAGGCUGUGACUGAAAAGAAAAAAUGGAGGUUUUUAGGUUUAACAAAACAAUGUUGUUAAUGAUGAUUAUGACGGCUAUGAUGUGGAACAUGGCAAAAGCUGAGGAGCAUUUUGUUGGAGGGGGAAAGCAAAGAUGGAUCCCUGGUAAUAACUUGACAAAAUGGUCCUUGAAUGAGCACUUUCGUGUGAAUGAUUGGUUAUUCUUUGGAUAUGGAGAAGAAUAUCAAAAGUACCUUUACCAUGUGCUGGAGGUGAACAAGACAAGCUAUGAAAACUGCAUCGAUACAGGAUUCAUUAAGAACAUAUCAAGGGGUGGCAGACAAGACGUUUUUCAGCUGACUGAAGACAAGAUCUAUUACUUCAUAAGUGGAGGAGGUGGCUGUUGGAGUGGAUUGAAGGUUGCAAUUGAUGUUAAUGAAUAUGUUGCACCAGCUCCUCAACCUACUCCCCACAAAGGUGGCACAGAUGCUUUAAACAUUCAAAUCUACCACUCACUUGUGGUACUCAUCUUAACCUUGAUUUGCACCAUUCUCUUGGUAUAAUUUCAGCUCUUAGAAUUGGCACACUAUAGUAUCAGAUGAUAUUUUGUUGGUUUUCUGUUGUUUGUUUAAUGGUAGACUGAAUUAUGGAAUAUUCAAACUUUGUUAAGACCUGAUUUGCA
This is a messenger RNA of Medicago truncatula (barrel medic), 712 nucleotides long. Its product is annotated as lamin-like protein. Gene Ontology annotation, cellular component: plasma membrane. The transcript is spliced from 2 exons. Lineage: Eukaryota; Viridiplantae; Streptophyta; Magnoliopsida; Fabales; Fabaceae. The coding region runs from base 75 to 593 and encodes 172 amino acids. Gene Ontology annotation, molecular function: electron transfer activity. The record is from RefSeq and is a predicted model, not a curated record.